Messenger RNA from Andrographis paniculata, 2147 nucleotides. Its product is annotated as arginine--tRNA ligase, chloroplastic/mitochondrial-like. The transcript is spliced from 18 exons. Gene Ontology annotation, molecular function: ATP binding; arginine-tRNA ligase activity. Gene Ontology annotation, biological process: arginyl-tRNA aminoacylation. Gene Ontology annotation, cellular component: cytoplasm. Bases 117 to 2042 code for a protein of 641 amino acids. Lineage: Eukaryota; Viridiplantae; Streptophyta; Magnoliopsida; Lamiales; Acanthaceae. The record is from RefSeq and is a predicted model, not a curated record.
AACCCUAGAUUGGUGUUCGGGCCGGGCUGGCCCGCUUCCACCGUAGUCGUCGGUCCGCCGCACCAAUUGAAAUCGAGUUCUCAAAAACAAUUUAUAGUAACAGCAAUUGCGCCUCCAUGAGUUCCUCGCAGUUUAGCAGCCUAUUGCUUCCGCCGGUGUUCGCUCCGCAGCUUCGUCGCCUUUCUUUCCUCCAGUCUCACUUUGGUGCCAACGGUACUCUUAGGAAUUCCUGCAGUCCUCUCCUUAGAGCUAAAGAAUCGUCCUUGAGGAGUAUGGCUACGGAUGAAAACAUCGUUGGAAGUGUUAGACAACAACUUGCAAAGUUGUUUGAAGAAUCCUUGAGAGUUACAGUUCCUGAGGAGUUGGAUGUGGAUCCUCUUAUUGCUCCAUGCCAAAAUGCUAAAUUUGGUGACUAUCAAUGCAAUAAUGCCAUGUCUCUGUGGUCGAAAAUUAAGGGAAAGGGUACCCAGUUCAGAGGUCCUCAACCAAUAGGACAGGCCAUUAUGAAGAACCUUCCUGCAUCAGAGAUGAUAGAUUCCUGCUCAAUUGCUGGAGCUGGCUUUGUAAAUGUUGUGUUAUCUCGCCAAUGGAUUGCUGAAAGCAUUCAAAAAAUGCUAACCGAUGGGAUUGAAACAUGGUCUCCUAGGCUACCUGUUAAAAGGGCCAUAGUUGAUUUUUCAUCACCAAAUAUAGCGAAAGAAAUGCAUGUUGGUCAUUUAAGAUCAACAAUAAUCGGAGAUACUCUGGCCAGGAUGUUGGAAUACUCAAAUGUGGAGGUUCUUCGAAGAAACCAUGUUGGAGACUGGGGGACACAGUUUGGUAUGCUUAUAGAACACCUAUUUGAUGCAUUUCCACAUGGGGAAGUUAGUGAUCAAGCCAUUGGAGACCUGGAGACGUUUUACAAGGCCUCAAAGCAGAGAUUUGAUAGUGACCCUCCUUUCAAGGAGAGGGCUCAACGGGCUGUAGUAAGUCUUCAGGCUGGAGAUGAGAGAUAUCGAAAUGCAUGGGCUCAAAUUUGUGAAAUUAGUCGAAGAGGCUUUGAAAGGGUUUAUGAACGACUUGGGGUUCAUUUAGAGGAAAAGGGGGAAAGCUUCUACAAUCCUUAUAUACCUGGGACUCUUAAGCUAUUGGAUGAAAAAAAAUUAAUUCAAGAAAGUGAAGGUGCUCGUGUUAUUGUUAUUGAAGGGAAAAAUAUACCAUUUAUUGUUGUCAAGAGGGAUGGUGGAUACAACUAUGCCUCGACUGAUCUUUCUGCUUUAUGGUACCGACUAAAUGAGGAAAAGGCUGAGUGGAUUAUAUAUGUAACUGAUGUUGGUCAGCGUGAGCACUUCGAAAUGUUAUUUACUGCUGCCAAAUUAGCAGGUUGGCUUCCAGCAGAGGAUAAUAAGUAUCCUAAAGCUAGCCAUGUAGGUUUUGGGCUUGUCCUGGGGGAGGACGGGAAGCGGUUCCGUACUCGCAGUACUGAAACUGUCAAAUUGGUUGAUUUACUUGAUGAAGCCAAAAAUAGAUGCAAAGCUGCUCUAAUCGAAAGAGGCAAAGAUAAGGAGUGGAGUGAAGAGGAGCUUGAUAAAACUGCUGAAGCAGUUGGAUAUGGUGCUGUUAAAUACGCCGAUCUCAAGAAUAACAGGACUACCAACUACACCUUUAGUUUUGACCAAAUGCUCAACGACAAGGGAAAUACUGCUGUCUAUUUGUUAUAUGCACAUGCUCGGAUCUGCUCUAUUAUCCGGAAAUCGGGUAAAGACAUAGAUGAAUUGAUAAAGACGGGAACUCUAGACCUAGCUCAUCCCGACGAACGUGUAUUAGGACUUCAUCUGCUCCAGUUUGCUGAGAAAGUUGAAGAGGCCUGCAACAAUCUGUUACCCAAUGUGGUGUGUGAAUAUUUGUACAAUUUAUCCGAAGAUUUCACAAGAUUCUACACCAACUGCCAGGUUGUGGGAUCAGCAGAAGAGACAAGCCGGCUGCUACUCUGCGAGGCUACAGCACGUGUCAUGCGCAUGUGCUUCCAUUUGCUUGGAAUCACUCCCGUUUACAAAAUUUAAAUCCCACCCCUCGUAAUUUAAAUGUAUUAACAUUAUACGUGUUUCCAUUUUUAAUCACCAUUUUGAACCAAUUGAACUUUCUUCUUCAGUAUAUUUAUUUGCCAA